Messenger RNA from Effrenium voratum, 823 nucleotides. The record is from the annotation of a GenBank genome assembly. Lineage: Eukaryota; Dinophyceae; Suessiales; Symbiodiniaceae.
AAAAGGUUUGCUGACUCGGCGUUUCCGGGCUGCCGCUGCCCGGCCAUGGGGAAGGGGGCGCAGAUUCCGCCCAAAGGCCGGCUGGCGGCCACGGGCCAAUACUUGCCCAAGAGCGGGGGCUGCAUCUCCACGAGUAAAUCGGGGAAGGCGUGCCAGCGACCCCGGGAGAGCAAGCUGAUCCCCUACUGCAAGCAGUGCAUGGAGAAGGGGGACCCCUCGCUGAAGGCGGUGAAGCACCCGCGCUUCGGGAAGAUCCUCAUAGCCACCCGGAACCUGCCCAAGGGCUACUACGUGGCCUGGUGGGGCAAGCUCUGGAAGAAGAAGGGCAUCCCCAAGAAGCGCAUGGAAUGGGCGCUGGAGACCACCAAGGGCAUGGUGGACGCCGUGCCCUUCCCGGGCAGCUUGCUCAAGUUUUGUGCCUGCCCAGGCCCCAGCGAGCUGCCGACCAUCGACUUUGCCCCGAACAGCGACCUCCUCCUCAAGAGCCGGGAGAAGUUGGCGGCGGUGAUCUUCCGGACUUUGCGGCCCAUCCCCCGGCACUGGCAGGUGGAUAUGAUGUACAACAAGGACGAGAAGAGCACCGACGAGUUCUUCAAGGAGCGGGGCGUGGCCCGCGGGGACGUGGGCACCAAGAGGUACCCUGCGGUACGGAAGAAGAAGGCAGGCCCAGCGGCCUGGUCGCGGAAGGCGAAGCCCAUGAAGACAAAGUCCAAGGGCACGCGGUAGUCUCAAGCACUUCGGGCGACGAGGAUUCAUAGACUGGUUGAGAGGGGUCGAACCUCCAGCCCCCGGACUGAUAAUGGCAAGGAUUCAAGAACCUCUG